AUGGCGAGCGGAUCUCUGGAGCUGACCUUGAGGUCUCCAGACGUCGAGAGAGCAAAGCAGAGGUACUCGGUGCCUUUCGAAGGGCUGGAGUUGUUCCACGAGGUCUUGCCGGGUGGAGAGGAUAUGGAGAUGGAGAUCCUGGCGCAGCUCCAGGCUUGGCCCUGGCAGCCAUCGCAGAGUGGGCGCUGGAAGCAGGACUUCGGCCCAAAGGCCAACUUCAAGAAGCAGCAGGUGAAGGUUCCGGAGACCUGGAAGGGCUUCCCAUCCUGGUCCCACCAGCUGCUGUCGAGCCUGCUUUGCAGAUCUGAAACGCUGCAGA
Messenger RNA from Symbiodinium sp. CCMP2456, 319 nucleotides. NCBI's taxonomy places the organism in Eukaryota, Dinophyceae, Suessiales, Symbiodiniaceae. The record is from the annotation of a GenBank genome assembly.